AUGCACUCUCUCAAGAAAAAGAAAACUUUCUAGCAAUGCACACCAAACUGAGCAUGUGCAGCUUGCCCCCGAGCCUCCAUUCUAUUAGGAGAUGUUUAGGAGACACUGGAAGAAGGGGAGGAUCAGGGAAGACAGGAUCAAACACCAUUUUUACACAAUGCAGGAUUAACCCCUUAGGCUCCACAGUGAGUAUAACAAGAAUGCUUUACUGCUAGGGGCGGACUGACAACUCAUGGGGCCCCCGGGCAAUAGGGGAUCAUGGGGCCCCUGUGUCCUUGCCGAAACUCAAAAAAGCCUAU
Molecule: messenger RNA, 299 nt
Organism: Staurois parvus
Lineage: Eukaryota; Metazoa; Chordata; Amphibia; Anura; Ranidae
Source: the annotation of a GenBank genome assembly